Messenger RNA from Cuscuta campestris, 5743 nucleotides. Lineage: Eukaryota; Viridiplantae; Streptophyta; Magnoliopsida; Solanales; Convolvulaceae. The record is from the annotation of a GenBank genome assembly.
AUUACUUUAUUAAAAUUAAAAUUCACCCCUCUGAAAAUAAAACUAUUUCUCUUUCUUUCUUUCUUUCUCCCGAAAAUAAUUUUCUCUCUCUCUCUCUCUUCCUCUGUACCGCCGCUGGACGUCUCUCUCUCUUCGCCAAGAAGAACAGAGAAAGCUCUCUCUUCUCCCAUUCCCCCUUCUCUGUAUCAGUGUUCGAUGCUUCCCGCCAAUCGCCACUGUCAUUGAAACCCUAGUUUCUUGAUCGCAUUGUUUCUUCGUUUCCAGGAAAAAUUGCUGUUUUCGAGGGUUUGGAUAUAUGUCCAACCAUCAACCAAGGGCUGAAAUUCGAGACGCUCCUCAGUACAGGAAGGCCGCCAGAGGCAGUGGCUCAAAUCCGCAUCGCGGUGGUAGAGGAGGCGGAGGGGGCGGCAACUACGGCCCACCUCCUAAUCCCUCCCUGUCGUCCAAUAGAAGCUUCAAUAAGAAGAAUAGUAAUGCACAAGGAGGACAUCCGCGGGCUGGCGGCGUGAAUGUCACUUCGGAGGGCAAUGCUCCAUCAGCUGCUCGAUCAGUGCAGAAUGGCGCUCACCAGCAGCAUUCAUUGGGUGGUGUGUCAGGUGCAUCUGUUCCUCCUGCAAGUGUUCCUUUAUCAAUUACUCCUAGGCCUGCUGAUGAAGCACCUCAAAAAAUGAUGCAAUCCGUGCCAUCAUCUUCUUCAUCUAAUGUUUCUGACUCAAAUGGACCAUCAACUCCUGUUAAAGCUCCCGGAGAUGUAUCAAGGUCUACCUUCCCUCUCCAGUUUGGCUCAAUAAGUCCUGGUUUAAUGAAUGGGAUGCAGGUACCUGCCCGAACAAGCUCAGCCCCACCAAACUUGGAUGAGCAGAAAUUUGACCAGGUUCGCCAUGAGCCGUCAAGAUCUGUAGCUGCACUGCCAACUCCGUCAUUGGUUCCCAAGCAGCCGUUGCCAAGAAAAAACACUGUAACAACAGUUGAACAAGUUAGCAGUGGCGAAGCUCAUCAAGUAGUGGCCCAGCCAAAGAGGGAUGCACCAGUUUCAGCUCCGUCCCCUGUGUCCCAAGGUCAAAAGCAUUCUGCUCAUCCAAUGCCUGGGAUUCACUUGCAAAUGCCUUUUCACCCGCGACCUUCUCCCCCUGUUCAAUUUGGUCCUCAAAUUCAAUCUCAGGCCGUGUCAGCAUCAUCUUUGCCUAUUCAAGUUCAAGUGCCCCUGCUUGGAAAUCCUCCUUUGCAGCAGACAGUUUUUGUUCCUGGUUUUCCACCCCACCCAAUGUCAUCCCAAGGGAUCAUGCAUCAAGGACAAGGAUUAAAUUUUCCAUCUGGAAUGAGUCCACAGAUGCCUCCACAGUUAGGGAACAUGGGAAUGAAUAUGUCUUCACAAUUUUCUCAACAGCAAGCUGGGAAAUUUGGAGGAUCACGCAUCCCUGUAAAGAUCACUCAUCCUGAAACACAUGAAGAAUUGAGACUUGAUGGAUCAUCUGGUGCAAGGCCUCAUAUUAGUAUACCAUUUCAGUCACAGCCCUUAUCCUCAUUUCCACCUACUCAUCCUAGUUCAUACAACGGCAUGGUCUUUUUCCAACAUCCAAAUUCUGUUCUGCCUAAUAACACACAGAGUUCUCAGCCCCCAAGAUUACUUAAUCAGGUGACAGUAAAACCUGCUUCUGGUGUACAUGUAGAAAAAGACCAGUUAGCCUCUGUAAGCUCACCCACUGGAAAGGAUUCACAGAAAAACUCAAAGCUCCUUGGAGUAGGUUCUGGUCUCCAACACAGAGAUUCUCAGACUUCAUCUCAUAGUUAUGUGCCUCUGUCAAAACCUGGUGAUGGGUCAUCAAUUCCUGCAGUUGGUAAGCAAUCCACCAUGGUUAUAAGUUCACCUCUGGACACACCAUCAACUUCAUCUUCAACACAUACUGUAUUGGUUGAGAGUUCUAUAUCAGUGCCAAUUGUCACUGCUGAAGAUGCAUCUGUUCCUAACCCUGAAGUUUGGAAGAAAAAAAUUGAUCAUAGAGCCCCUCAAUCAUUGCAGGAUAAGAACGCAAAAAAAUCUUCAAACCUUUCAGUUUUGCCUUGUCAGUCACCAGUAACUAGAGAGGUUGAAGUGCCUGCUUCUUUGGGGACUAACACCAACAUUGACACCUCUAAGGAGUCAUCAUCCAUAUAUCCUACUUCAUUAGAUACAGUUAAUGCUAAAAGCAAGGAGAGGCAAGCACAGUAUUCUUCAGAUCCUUCUAUCACAUUGAGUCUUGAUGGUGAUCCUCAGGUGCCUGAAAACUUGAGUAAAAAUGAGAAUGAAGUGAAGAUGCAAGUAUCUCAUCAAGACAGCAACACUUGUGAAGCCUCUUCAAAGUCACAAUCCUUGGAAUGUUCAGAACAUGUCAAUCAAACUAAAGAGGGCUCCCCAGUGAGAGUUACUAGCUCGAGUAAUUAUGACACUUCAACUGAAACUACUCAUAAAAAAGUUGAUAAUUCUGCUAUAGGUUCACUUGAAGGUCUAUCUGCUGGAGAUGGUCUUGUUGCCUGUAAAGAAGUUGCUGCUACAACAUGUUCACAUGAGAAUCAGGGGUCUGAAUCUAGGUCUUGUCAGUCUCAUUCCAUGAUUGCCUCAAAUGGAGGAGAUGUGCAUGCUGAAAAUAAUAACACUGGUUCACUUGCGAAGGAAAAAUUUCUGAUGGAGCAGCAUGUGCAAAAAAAUACUACUAAAGUAAAGAAGAAGAAAAAAGAAUUAUAUAAAAAGGCAGAUGCUGCUGGUGCAACUUCUGAUCUGUAUAUGGCGUACAAGGGUCCAGAAGAAAAGAAAGAGAGUGCCACUUCUGUAGAAAGUAUGGAUAGCACCACUAAUGAUAGUUCAAAUCCAGUUACCCCUCAAGUUGUGCACGACACACCGAGCAAGAAAGUAGAGCCAGAUGAUUGGGAAGAUGCUGCCGAUGUCUCCAGUCCAAAUCUGGGAACUGUGGGAAUUGGAAAGCAAGUUGUUGGUGGAUUCAAGCGUGAUAGUGAAGAUGGUGAUGUGACUGGAUUCAAGAAGUAUUCAAGAGAUUUCCUACUUAAAUUUGCUGAUCAAUGUACUGAUUUUCCAGAGGGGUUUGAAAUUACCUCUGACAUUGCAGAGGCAGUGAUGGUUGUUAAUGCCAACUUUUCACGUGAUUCUUACCCAAGUCCUGUUAGGGUUAUUGACCGACCAUCUAGCUUGUCUAGACCAGAACGUCGUGGGAAUGGCAUGACAGAAGAAGACAAACGGAAUAAACCACGUGGAUCUGUAAUGCCCGGAAGGGAUAUGCGGCCUGAUUUGAGUUUUGGAGUCAGUCACAUGGGAUACCAACCUGCCCAAGUAAGUAACUCUGGUGUAUUGAGGAAUCCUCGUGCACCGUCACCAAUUCACUAUGCCGGAGGUAUCCUUACUGGGCCGAUGCAGUCCAUGUCUAUUCCGGGAGGUGUGCAAAGAGGCGGCAUUGAUGCUGAUAGGUGGCUACGCGGAAGUGGUUUCCAAAAGGGUAUAAUGCCUUCUCCUCAGGCUCCUUCACAAUUGAUGCACAAAGCGGAGAAGAGGUAUGAAGUUGGCAAGGUUACAGAUGAGGAGGAAGCAAAGCAGAGACAACUAAAAGGAAUUCUGAACAAGCUUACUCCUCAAAAUUUUGAAAAAUUAUUCCAACAAGUUAAAGAUGUAAACAUUGAUAAUGUAACAACGCUCACUGGCGUUAUUUCACAAAUUUUUGAUAAAGCGCUGAUGGAACCAACUUUUUGUGAGAUGUAUGCCAACUUUUGUCAACACCUUGCAUCAGAACUACCUGAUUUGAUUGUAGACACUGAGAAGGUCAGUUUUAAGAGGCUGCUUCUGAACAAGUGCCAAGAGGAAUUUGAGAGGGGUGAACGUGAGGAGCAGGAAGCUAAUACAACUGAUGGGGAUGGUGAAACUAAACUUUCAGAUGAAGAGAGAGAGGAUAAAAGACUAAAAGCAAGAAGGCGGAUGUUGGGUAACAUCCGGCUGAUUGGGGAGUUGUACAAAAAGAAAAUGUUGACAGAGAGGAUAAUGCACUCAUGCAUCAAUAAACUGCUAAGUGAGUAUCAGAAUCCUGAACCUGAUGAAGAAAACAUUGAAGCUUUGUGUAAGCUGAUGAGCACAAUAGGGGAGAUGAUAGAUCAUCCGAAAGCCAAGGAGUAUAUUGAUUGUUAUUUUGAUGUGAUGGCAAACUUGUCAAACAACAUGAAGCUCUCAUCCAGAGUAAGAUUUAUGCUGAAGGAUGCAAUCGAUCUGAGGAAGAAUAAAUGGCAGCAGCGGAGAAAAGUUGAAGGUCCUAAAAAGAUUGAGGAAGUACAUAGGGAUGCAGCUCAAGAAAGGCACGCACAAUCUAGUCGAUUGUCUCGAGCUCCUAGCAUGGGCUCUUCUGUUAAAAGGGGUCAACCCGUGGACUUUGCAUCCAGAGGAGGUUCAAGUAUGUUUCCUUCUCAAAGCUUGGCCCAUGGUGGCGGUUUUCGACCCGUGUCUUCACAGAUGCGGGGUUUUGGUGGUCAGGAUGUUCGUAUGGAGGAAAGGCAUCAUUCUUUUGAUAACAGGACCUUUUCGGUUCCUCUUCCACAUAGAUCUGUUGGUGAUGAGAUCACGCUCGGACCACAAGGUGGUCUUGGAAGAGGAAUGUCUUUCAGGGGACAUGGAGGCACACCAAAUAUCUCUUCUACUACAGACAAUGCUCCGAAUCCAGGUGAUGCACGAAGAAUUUCGUCUGGUCUAAAUGGAUAUGGUCAUGUGCCAGAUCGGACAGGUUAUGGCCAGAGGGAGGAUGUGGUCCCAAGAUACGUGCCAGAGAGGUUAUCGAGUCAAUAUGAUCAUCCUGGUACACAAGAGCGAAAUGCUCCUUACGGGGGUAGUCGGGAUCACAAUUUUGAUUCAGUUACAACUCCCACAUCACCUCCUUUACGUGGGGGAGGGACUGGCUUUGCACAAAAUGUUCCUUUGGAUCGGACAUUUCCAGAAGAGCACCUAAGAGACAAGUCUAUGAAUGCUAUCAAAGAAUUCUACAGUGCUAGAGAUGAGAAUGAAGUUGCCUUGUGUGUGAAAGAACUCGAUGCUCCAAGCUUCUAUCCGUCGAUGAUUUCUAUAUGGAUUACGGAUUCUUUUGAGAGGAAGGAAAACGAGAGGGACCUUUUUGGGAAUCUCAUUGUUGAUUUGAUCAAAUCUCAAGAUGUUAUACUAAGUCAAGAUCAACUCGUUCAGGGGUUCGAAUCUGUUCUUAGUACCUUGGAGGACGCCGUUAAUGAUGCCCCUAAAGCUGCAGAGUUUCUUGGGCGUCUCUUUGCCAAAGUGAUUUUGGAAAAUGUGAUUCCUUUAAAAGAAAUUGGGAAUUUGAUAUAUGUCGGAGGGGAAGAGGAAGGCCGGCUUCGAGAGAUAGGGCUGGCUGCUGAAGUGCUUGGAAGUGCUUUGGAGGCGAUUAAAACUGAGAAAGGUGAUUCUGUAUUGAAUGAGAUGUGCAGAAGCUCCAAUCUGCAGCUACAGAGCUUCCGGCCUCCCGGAUCUAACAAGCAUUGGAAACUAGACAAGUUCCUCCUUUAGGGCAGGUAGAUUCUUCUUGUAUUUUGUAGAAAUUUAAAAUUCCUGCCUAGCUGUUUAGGGUAACCCCUUCUCAUCUUUUCACAGAUAUAUAUAUAAUUUUGAAACGGGAAUUUUAAGCAGGGGCUCGUCCUUCUGGAUGCUUUUUAAAACAUUACUAGCAUUAUUAUUUGUUUGGGUUAAAAAGCAGUGGUUGCAGUUAAAUUU